AUGUCAUCGCGUGUGCGGCCACUGAGGGGCCCAACGGGCGAGGAGGCCCCACCACCGGGGAAUAACGCCACAGAGCAACACCGCACCGGUGGGCAGCUGGGCGUGAGGGACGCCAGGACUCACAGCGGCCUUGCUCAGAAUCGCCGAGGGCUCCAUCCAAAGGCCAGCGUUACCUGCGGAGUUCCCUUUCGGAAAUCUGUCCGUAACACCUCCGUUACGCAGCGCUCCUGGGUGUUGGGGGCGGGAUGGGAGGCGGGUGUUUGCUUUGGAAAACGGGGGCAGAACUGGGCUGUUUCAGCCGCUUUAUGUUGCUCCGAUUGCAUCAAGAAAGCAAACGGGGAUCAGUUCAUUUCGCUGAGAACGCUCAAAGAGGAUGAGGAUUUCUUAGGACAACCGCAUGAUUCCGGAGCCUGCAAGAACAAACAACAGGGCAGGAGAGACUAUUAUGCAAGUGUACGUCUGCGGCACGAUCCCCCAGCGCCCUCAGGAGCGCCACGUCCCGCCGGUGGCCGGACUUGUUUGCACUGGGCAUGUAAACGGAACCAUGCGCCGGUGGUGGCUUACCUGCUGCACGCCGGUGCUGACAAGGAGAUCCUGACGAAGAAGGGAGAAAGGCCGGCCCAGUUAACGUCAAAGAGGGAGAUAAGGAAGAUGUUGGGAGUGGAGGAUGAUGAACUCCCAGACGUAAAGGAUUCAGAUCUGCCAAUCAUCCCCAAUUACCUGGCGAACCCACCUUUCCCUUAUGUUUAUAACACCAUGAGUGACAGCGUUCCGGACCCCCCGGUGAAUGGGAGUUUCUCACACUUAGAAUCGCAAGAUACCGACUCUUCUUCCUUACCCGAUGCGGAGACUUGCACCCGUGCAUCGUUACAGCAUGGGAACGCUGCUCCCGAAGCGGCUGGCAACGGCGGCGUGCCGCCCCUGCCCGGGGGCUGUGCUGCACCACGACACCCAAACCCUCGCCUUCAGAAAGGCCCGGUUUACCAGGGAUCUGUCUCUUGGAGCAGAAGUCCCCCUUCGCCAGUUGGAUCAAACCAGUCCGUCCCUCAGCAGGAGAACGGCUCCUCUAUGGGGCCUGUGCCCGCAUUUCAGCCCGUUUUCUUCACAGGAGCUUUUCCACUUAAUAUGCAAGAACUGGUGCUUAAAGUUAGAAUACAAAACCCCAAUCUUCGAGAAAAUGACUUCAUCGAAAUCGAACUGGACAGACAAGAGCUGACCUAUAAGGAACUGCUCCGAGUGAGCUGCCGUGAGCUGGGUGUUAACCCUGAGCACGUACAGAAGAUCAGAAAAUUACCAAAUACAAUGUUAAGAAAGGACAAAGAUGUUGCAAGGCUACAGGAUUUCCAAGAACUGGAGCUUGUCCUAACAGUAAGCGACAAAAACUUACUUUUCAGAGUCCCCACGCUUUCUGAACGGAGUGGUUAUAACAAGAAGGCAUCAGAACUGACGUAUUAAUUGUUUAAAGACUAAACCAGAAGAUUUGUAUCUCUCCUUUUAACGUUACGUUUGACAUACAGUAUCUAUAAGGGCUAACGAUGGGGAAAAAAAAAAUCUAUUUUGUUAACCUUGAAAUAAACUAAAGAUGUU
Molecule: messenger RNA, 1587 nt
Organism: Nipponia nippon (crested ibis)
Lineage: Eukaryota; Metazoa; Chordata; Aves; Pelecaniformes; Threskiornithidae
Product: ankyrin repeat domain-containing protein 40
Molecular function (GO): protein binding
Source: RefSeq, a predicted model, not a curated record